Messenger RNA from Pseudozyma hubeiensis SY62, 4038 nucleotides. RefSeq lists its product as hypothetical. Gene Ontology annotation, biological process: TORC1 signaling; cellular response to amino acid starvation; positive regulation of autophagy. Lineage: Eukaryota; Fungi; Basidiomycota; Ustilaginomycetes; Ustilaginales; Ustilaginaceae. The transcript has a single exon. The record is from RefSeq and is a predicted model, not a curated record. Bases 1 to 4038 code for a protein of 1345 amino acids. Gene Ontology annotation, cellular component: GATOR1 complex.
AUGACCGAACCUUUGCUCGGGAUCAUCCUGGCCACUUCGUCUUCGCGCGGCGACCAAAUCGUCUUUCGCUGGCCCAACAACCCCAGAUUGUCGAAGCGAUAUUCAAAAGUCAAGUACUAUACCGAUGCACGCCCCUCCCGCGUGAAUCGUAGCCAGCUCGACGACGAGCUCGACCCCGUGCGUCAAAAAGCAAAAUGGGACCAUCACGAUGAGGAUGACGACGAUAACGCAAACGGCCAAUCGGACGAUGCCGGUCAGAGCGACACCCCUUCUUCUUCUGACGUCGAGGAUUCCGACGGAACUCUGGCCGACGAUGACGAGAAUCGCUCUGUUCGUGACCGCGCAGAGACAGUAGCCUCUCACGGUCGAUCCAAAUCAGGCGCAGCGACGUCUGUAAGCCGCUCCAAAAGCAAGACUCGUCGACCGCUGCUGAGCAUGGAAGAGGCCUCGCAUAGCGUCAGGUCCAACGAUCGUCAGACUGCAGCUCACAAGGAUGUCACCGACGCCCACGACAAAGCUCCAGACUCGGACGCGGGCACGUCCAAAGAGCUCUCGCCCGAGGAGAGGGCGAAACGCGAGGAAAGAGCUGCCAGAGCCUACAAGACCUAUCUCGGGUACGAUAUCGACAUUCUCGCCAGCAUCCUCAACCCUCGAACUGCACUCGCCCACCAGAAAUUCGAACUAGUCGUAGACGAUCUCGCCUUCCUCGGUCACCCAGUGGCAGCACACCCCGAAAGAGGCUGGGACGAGGAGGGCAACGAAACGCUUCAGUCUGAUCGUGAUUCUCAAGGCGAAACGUCGACGGCUCAGUCACAGCAACGAGGUCGGUCAGGGCUUCGCAAGGAGAUUCGACCUUUUGACCCGCCCAAUGGCAUAGAUGGCUCUAACGAUGGAACGGACAUCUCGGCAAGCACCGGCGCCAAGUCUAGGCAUGCUUCACGGACGCGCAUCGAGAAGCCUGAUGACGCUCCCUCCUCACGCGCCAAAGCACCGCUGACUCAGUUCCACCUUGUCCUAGUUUUGGAUCGACCCGAUCCCUCUACGGCUUUGCCAACCAUGGACCUUUCUUCAUGGCUCCAACUGUUCUACGACAACAUUGUCUUCAAGAUGACCGCUGCACUCUUUGCCGAGCAGCAAAGAGUCGACUAUGUCGGCCGCGAGACUGAAAAGCUCCUCGCCCUCCGCGAACGGUGCAUGGAUGAUGGGCAGGCUUACUCUGCCUACGCGGCUCAAUGCCUCGGAAUAUCUUCGCUUGCUAGGUGCAUCCGCGACCUGUACAAGUGCAUCAGCACCUCGUCCGACGCAUUCCUUACGGUCAACGACAGCAUCGAGGUCCAUACUCAGCUCCCGCCUAUCCUCCAGGAUCCAACCAAUCUGCACAAGAUGAUCGACAUCGAGACCGAGCUCGACUCGAAUGACCCCAUCUUUCUCAGCGGCGGCGGCUUUGCAGGCCGCGGCAAGGAGAAUGCCCAAGAAGAUGGCACCGGCGGUACCUACGAUCGCUUACUCGCCAUGACACCAGCUCAGCUCAGCUUUGAGGAGUGGUGCCGGACUACCGGGCCAUAUCUCUUGCCAUGGAAGACACUUCUGCUCUUACAUGACCAAGUUGAUGAUGGUAUCACACCACCAGUCAUGGCCAGCUCAGGUCAGGCAGGGCUCGCCUCGCCGGGAGGCGGUGGAGUGCAGCCACACGAAGGAGACGGCGGCUUCGAACGGCUGACUCGCAACUUCAAGUCACUGUUUGUCCCCAGCCUGUACAACUCGCUCAACUUCGGCAAUGUCGCAGACAUGUUCGAGUGGAACCUUUACGACGAUGUGUAUCCUAUGGUCCGGCACUUGCUUUAUUACAAGCAGGCCAGAGUCAUCGACGUCCCGCGUCCUGGUCACGUCUACGCCAUUUCGCCUCUCUUUGACUUUGCGCGCCUCAGACCCCUGUCUCACGUCUGGGCCGAGACGUUUCCAGAUCUGGCCCCACUUCCAGUUUUUCUCUCACAGCUGUCAUCUUCGACGUCUCGCACGCUCAGCAACCUCUUGCCAGCCAGGCAUCAAAAGGAGCUUGCCUUGGAUGUGCUUAUCUGGCUCCUCCGUCGCGACGUCGUGGUCAAGAUGCAUGUUCGACUCCGACUCGUUGCCACUGAGAGCGUAAUGCGCCGCACAGCCGAGAGGAGAAGGGAAAGACACGAAAGGCAUCGCGCUAGGAAAGAGAAGAAGCGACAGAGAGCGGCAAAGGUUGAAGCGAAGCGCAUGCGCAAGUCGCAAGCCGAGGAACAGCAGAGACGGAAAGCGGCAGAGAAGGCGGCGCGUGCAGAGGCACUGCAACAAGAGCAGCAGCCAGGCUUGUCCGAGGAAAGAGGCAGGAGUAGGGAGAGGGAAACGUCAAACGACGUGGGCGGACCGGAUACAGCGCGGACAUCAGGGAGAGGACUCGCUGUCGAGAGUGAGGCUGUAGAUGCCAGCGCUGGUGGUCUUACUCAGGGAGAUGCACAAAACUCUGGGCUGAGCGUGUCGCGUCCUCCCAUCCUGGUCGACCCAGACAGCGUGGCAGAGGCUGCGGCUGUUGCAACCGCCAUCGCAGGCUCCGGUGAGGAGCGUCGAUCCGAUAGCCAUGAGCAUGGACGUCAACAUCAUCAUCACCACCAUCAUCACCACCACCAUCAUCAUCAUCGCCACCACCAGCGCCGUCAGCAGCACGCGAAUGAUGCCAGCACUGGCCCAGACUCCACCGCUGCAGUCUCCGACAAGGCGCCUAUCCCUAUCGCCCCACGACCAAAAUUCGACGAGCUCAAAUUCGAACGUCGACCUGUGCUCCGCUCCCGCUCGCCGUCUACCGCGAUGGUGGCUGCAGGAGGCAGCACCGGCCUCUCUGUCAGCUUUGGUAACCUGAGCGAUCGCGGCGAGCUCAUACGCAGAGCGCGUGCAGACACAACCGGCUCAUCGUCGUCCGGCGGAGGGCUUACAAGGAGCAGGACCCGCGGCGAAGGGAUGAGCAUGACGCCGACGACGUCGCAACAGAGUCGACCGAAUACUCCGAAUGUGGUGGGUCGAAACAUCCCUUCGCACAUCCGGGAUCGUUCAACUGGAGGCGACAGGUCGAACAUGUCAUCCAGUGCGGAGGGUGGCAGCAUCCCGCGUCGUGCGAGACGGGCGACCAGUUCAGCAGGGUGGGGCGGUCGGAGAGGCGUAGCGAGAUCUAGGUCGCCUUCGCGAGCGAGGAUGAGAAUUAAGGGUUUUGGUGCUGGUGCCGAGGUCGAAAUUGAUGACGAGGGCGAGGAUGAGGCGGAAGAGGUGAUAGGGAUGGACGAGGAUGUCGAGGAGCGUGAAGUGUCGCGAGAUGCAGACGAGACCGGAGCUAGUCAGCUUGCAGCGAAGCUCAACGCUCUACAGGUGGAUGAUAAGGGCAAGAUGGCAAAGAGACGAAUCUCGACCGCGAGCGAGAGACCUGACAUUCCACCGCCGAGCGAGAGCAAUAACAGCGAUGGUGUUAGCGAUCGCGCGAGUCGAUGCGGCUGCUCGAGACACAACUCGACCCACUCGUCUUCGUCGUCGUCAUCAUCGUCCUCGGGCGACAUAUCGUCAUCCGACCUUUCGCUCUCCUCCGAUCUCGAAUCGGAUCCUUCCGCCUCCGAGUCGGACAGUCACCUUCGUCAACAUCGUCCAUCACCAAACUCUUCCUCGUCCCUCUCACCCACCUCGUCGCCCAACCUCGCACACUCUCGUCCGCAUCACUCUCGCCACUCGACGUUUUCGCGCACCACCUCGACGCACGCAGCCCCCGCUGUCGCUGAAACAUCCAGCACGUACGCCGACAGCCUGAUCGUCGAACCGGCGCGCGCCUCCCGCCGCGAGAAUGAGUACAUCGCCACGAUGGUGGAGAACAAAGACGCGACCACCACCAAGCUCUUCUUCCGCCUCUUGCCGUAUCUGAACGGCAAACAUACGAUCGAUGAGAUCGAGUACAGGGUGGGCAUGAGGAGGAGGGAUAUAAGAAGGUUGUUGAAGACGUUUAGGGAGUUUAUUGUUACUUUUAUGCAUCCGUGA